Galdieria sulphuraria is the source of this 379-nucleotide messenger RNA. Its product is annotated as mitochondrial inner membrane protease subunit. Gene Ontology annotation, cellular component: mitochondrial inner membrane peptidase complex; membrane. The coding region runs from base 31 to 336 and encodes 101 amino acids. Gene Ontology annotation, molecular function: serine-type endopeptidase activity. The transcript has 3 exons. The record is from RefSeq and is a predicted model, not a curated record. Gene Ontology annotation, biological process: mitochondrial respiratory chain complex assembly. Lineage: Eukaryota; Rhodophyta; Bangiophyceae; Galdieriales; Galdieriaceae.
GGAACUGUUGCCAAGGUAGAAGGCUACUCCAUGUCACCCACAGUCAAUCCAAAAGUUGGUACCAGAGUAGAUUUGGUUUGGAUUGAUAGACUUUCUUUGUUACUGAAGGAUAUAAGACGAGGAGAAGUUGUUGUUCUUGCAUGUCCCUAUAACAAAAAUAAAAAGCUAAUCAAGAGAGUUGUAGCUCUCGAAGGAGAUCAUAUUUGGAGUAGAAAGGAAAGCCGAUUAACAUAUAUACCUCUUGGACACUGUUGGGUAGAAGGCGAUGAACAAGACAAAAGUACCGAUUCCAACCAAUUAGGUCCCGUGAGUGGUUUCUUUUAUCUACGCUAUUAACCUUGAAGUGUAACUGAACGAGUAUUUGAUUGCAAAUAGGUAC